Messenger RNA from Hypoxylon trugodes, 3870 nucleotides. RefSeq names its product isoleucyl-tRNA synthetase. The transcript is spliced from 4 exons. Gene Ontology annotation, biological process: isoleucyl-tRNA aminoacylation. The record is from RefSeq and is a predicted model, not a curated record. Lineage: Eukaryota; Fungi; Ascomycota; Sordariomycetes; Xylariales; Hypoxylaceae. Gene Ontology annotation, molecular function: aminoacyl-tRNA deacylase activity; tRNA binding; ATP binding. The coding region runs from base 166 to 3396 and encodes 1076 amino acids.
GACUCACGGAAUUUUGGCGGGGCUAUUUUUUCUUAUACACCUAACACAUUUAGACUCAAACUUUGACAUUUACAUCCUCAUCCUCUAUUUAACUCGUACUUGACACCGCUUCAUACCUUGUCUAGGAAUAUCAAGUCAGCCAAGGCCGUCGCGGCGCUCGUCAAGAUGAGUAUCAACUUCCCGCUCACGGAAGAGGAAACCGUCCGCUUCUGGCGAGAGGUCGACGCCUUCCAAACCCAACUAAAACUCACCGAGGGCCGCGAGAACUUCACUUUCUACGAUGGUCCCCCUUUCGCCACAGGUCUUCCUCACUAUGGCCAUCUUCUAACUUCCACCAUAAAGGACAUCAUCCCUCGAUACUGGUCUAUGAAGGGAUACCACGUCGUUCGUCGAUUCGGCUGGGAUACACACGGUCUCCCCAUUGAGUACGAAAUUGACAAGACCCUAGGCGUGUCUGGCCGAGAUGCCGUCCUGCAGAUGGGUAUCGAGAAGUACAAUGCCGAAUGCAGAGCUAUUGUAAUGAGAUAUGCUGCCGAGUGGAGACAGACAAUUGAGCGAUUGGGUCGCUGGAUAGACUUUGACAAUGACUACAAGUCUAUGGAUGUCAAGUUCAUGGAAUCUUGUUGGUGGGUCUUCAAGCAGCUUUUCGACAAAGACCAGGUUUACCGCGCCUACCAGAUUAUGCCUUUCUCGACUGCUCUCUGCACCCCAUUGAGUCACAUGGAGUCCAAGCAAAACGAGAAGACGACCCAGGACCCUGCUGUAUUAAUCGCUUUCCCCGUGCAAGGCAGAGAUGCAUCCUUGGUCAUCUAUACUACGACGCCGUGGACCCUGCCGUCUAACCUCUUCAUUGCGGCCCACCCUGACUUCGAGUACAUCGAAAUCCUAGAUGAAGCAUCAAGCAAGCAUUACAUCCUCCUAGAAAGCGGCCUUUCUAUGCUCUAUAAGGACAAGAAAAAGGCAAAAUACAAGGUGGUUGGGAAGCAUAAGGGCAAAGACAUGAUAGGUUGGAAGUACGAGCCUCUAUUCCGUUAUUUCGUCGACCAAUUUGCCGACUGCUUCCAAGUAAUAGGCGCCGACUACGUGGAGGCAGAUGAGGGUACUGGCCUUGUCCACCAGGCCCCUGCUUUCGGUCAGGAAGAUUACGACGCCGCAGUUGCUGCAGGCUUCAUACACCCGGGGCGCUUGCCGCCGUGCCCGGUGGAUGAUAAGGGCCUUUUUACGGAGGCAGUAACCGAAUACGCCGGCCAACACGUUAAGUCUGCCGAUAAGGCUAUCAUCAAGGACCUGAAGGAAACUGGACGCCUACUUGUCGCCACUCAGGUCUCUCACGUAGACAAGUUUUGCUGGCGGUCUGACACACAACUCAUCAGGAAAGCCGUUUCUUCGUGGUUCAUCCGGGUCUCUAACUCUAUUCCCGAAAUGCUUACGAAUUUGGAAUCAACCACCUGGGUCCCUUCGUUUGUGAAAGAGAAGCGAUUUGCAAAUUGGGUUGCCAACGCACACGACUGGAACAUCGCCCGAAAUCGAUACUGGGGUACGCCGCUCCCGUUGUGGGUGAGUGAAGAUUUCGAGGAGGUUAUUUGCGUGGGAAGUAUCGCCGAGCUCAAGGAACUGAGCGGGUUCACCGGUACUUUGGAUGACAUUCACCGAGAUAAGAUCGAUCAUAUUACCAUACCCUCCAAAAAGGGCAAGGGGCAACUUCGCCGCGUUGACGAAGUUUUCGACUGUUGGUUUGAGUCUGGCAGUAUGCCAUACGCAUCUAACCACUUUCCGUUUGAGAAUUCCGAAGGAUUUCAUGACGGGAGGUUCCCUGCAGACUUUAUUGCCGAAGGGCUUGACCAAACUCGUGGCUGGUUUUACACACUGAGCGUCCUUGGAAAUAAGCUUUUCAACGUAUCGCCAUUCCGGGCCGUCAUCGUCAAUGGCUUGGUUUUGGCAGAGGAUGGCAAGAAAAUGUCCAAGAGUUUAAAGAAUUAUCCGGAUCCUAAAACUGUCAUUGACCAGUACGGUUCCGAUGCGCUGCGGCUCUAUUUAAUCAACUCCCCGGUUGUUCGUGGAGAGCCAUUACGUUUUAAGGAGUCGGGAGUCAAGGAGGUAGUAGCAAAGGUGCUUCUACCACUUUGGAACAGCUACCGGUUCUUUUAUGAACAGACGGUUCUAUUUAAAAAGACGACUGGCGAAGAUUUCGUCGCUCAGUUCCCAGAGACUAGUAAUGUCAUGGAUCGAUGGAUACUUGCAGACUGCCAGAGCAUGUUACAAUUUAUCAACCAAGAAAUGGCUGGCUACCGCCUAUACACUGUCGUACCGCGUUUACUUCAGGUUAUCGACAACUUGACGAAUUGGUAUAUCCGUUUCAACCGCAAGAGGCUUAAGGGUGCAGCUGGUCUAGAUGCUAAAGACACUAAGGCAGCACUGGAUACGUUAUGCCAAGUGCUCUUUACCCUGGUCCGAGCCCUGGCGCCUUUCACACCUUUCCUCACGGAACAUAUCUAUCAACUGCUGCAGCCGUAUCUUGGUAACGCACUCUCGGAGUUCCCCAAUCCAAAGAGCGUUCAUUUCCUCUCGUUCCCAACCGUCCAGGAGUCGCUUUUCGAUGAGGUAAUCCAAAGGAAGCUAUCUGCUAUGCAAAAGGUUAUCCAACUUGCGAGGACGGCUAGGGAGCGAAAGACUAUUCCACUAAAGACGCCCUUGCUUACCCUUGUGGUUAUUGCCGAUGCACAGCAGCUAAGUGAUAUCGAAGAGCUGCAGACAUACGUCAAAGAGGAGCUCAACAUUCGAGACAUUGUCUUGACGAACGAUGAAGAGCGAUACGGUAUCCAUCUCGAAGCUCGAGUUGACUGGCCCAUUCUCGGAAAGAAGCUAAAGCGUGAUGCCCAAGUUGUUCGAAAAGCAUUGCCCGACCUAACACAGGAAGAGCUCAGACAGUAUUUGAAGGAUAAGAAGAUCACCAUUAAGGGAAUUGAGCUCGAGGGAAAUGAUCUUACUAUCGUGCGGGUGGUAGCUAAGGAUAACGCGAGCGUUGUGAAGGAUGAUGGGGUGCAGUAUGAACCGGCGUUCCUGGAAGACAUGAUCAUCCUCUUAGAUACGGCGCCGCACCCAGAACUGAUUGACGACGGAAUUGCGCGUGAUGUGAUGACGCGUGUGCAGAAGAUGCGAAAGACAGCUGGGUUGGUUCCCACUGACGACGUACGCAUGCAGUACAACAUCGUUUCAAACCCUGAUGACGUCCAGUUUGACGCAUUGGUGUCUUCCCGGAAAUCUCAAUUCGAGAGUACCGUGCGUGGCCCGCUAGAGCCAUUCUCGCCGACAGGAACGGCGACAGAAGCUGUUAUCCUAGAAGAGGAGCAUUCUAUCAGCAGCUUAACAGUGCUGCUAAGGCUGUGUCGGCUUUGAGUGCGUCAUGUAGCUCUGAGGGGAGAGCGAUAUAUAAAGCUGUUAAACUAGAGCUAUUAGAAUUUCGUGACACAAUCCUAGAGAUCUGGUCACAAUGGAAUACCGUCUUUCUCUAGAGACGACGUGAACUGGUUCUUAUUCGUGAUAUAUUAUACCUCAUUCUAUCAACAACGUUAUAUAAUUUGCAUCCACCUGGAUUAGGUACAUAGUGUUACCAUGACCGUAUUAUGUAGUAAAGUAUGUAUGGAGAAGAGGAGCGUACAAAUAUAUUGAUGUGUAUAUAUCUCCUUAUCCCCGCUGGCAAAUACAACAAACUCGAGGACUGAAACAAGACUACUCCACAAGCAAGAGAACUUAAAAGCGGAAUUAACGAGUUACACUACUGGUAUAUAGCAAAGGGCCGUUAAACUAAGCUAUUAGACUUUGAAUUAUCUAUUAAGAGUGUAAAAUAUUGAAUGGUUAUGGGGGUUGAAA